UCCUGCUUUGGGUAUCGCGGCGAGCCGGAGCCGGCGCCGCGGCUGCUGUGCGAGGCUCAUCGCGCUGCUCUCUUGCACUUCUUUCCAUAGCGAGAGGGAUAGUAGGAAUGGAGUUUGUGACGUAGACUGUGUGCUUUCCUCUCCAGAAUCUCUUGCUGUCUCUGAAAUAUGCUUGGACUUGGAUUCCAGGCGUCUCACUCACCUGCGCCAGGGAAGUGGAUCCGACUUUUGCUCGGGCUGAUCAUAUUCAAGGAGUGUCUGAAACCGUGCAAGAUUCUAGUUGACUUCCUUUUCUUUUGGAGCAGGAGUAAUUCCACAGGCUAACUGUCCUGGUUUAUUGACUAAAAUUCAAAUGUAUGCCCUGUGUGGAUGGAUCUUAGGAGACACACUACGAAUGUUGAAUAAUCCUUAAAGUAACGGCCCUUCUUUCUUCAGAGGCCAGAUUCUGUGUCGUUAGCAUCUUCUAUUCUGUAGCAUCCUUUGCAGUUCAUGGUGAAAUUCAGUUUUACUCCAAGUGAUCUGACUUGUAAUGCUCUGUGAGAAACACAGCACGUUCCUGCGGGUAUUUAAGUUCUUGUUAAAUGAAAGGAGAACUUAUUUGUUACCACUGUAACCAUUGUCUGUUACUUGUCUUGCCUGUGUGUUCCUGUACAGUGGUUAAUCUCAUUACAGGCAUUACUUUAUGGCAUGUGAAUGUUAAUAUGUGCAAAUAUGCCUGCAAAAUAUUAACAGGAUGCCUUUGUCCUCCUUCUCCAUUAUGUAAAGGGGAAAAGUUUUAUCUCAGAUGGAGUAUUAACACGUUCCUUUUUUGCUGUCAUACAUAUGACAGUUUUCUGUUGGCUCUUUGACAAAUCUAGCAAAAGGCCUUGUAAACCACAAUCAUUUUGAGGACAGACUCCUAGUUUACCUUUUUGUUGCAUUCAUUCGUGCAGAUUUUUCUGGAACUUAAGCAUUAUGUGAAAUCAUUAAUGGAAAAGGUGCUUAUUGCAGAUUUAGUUCAUGCAUAUGUGCAUAGGAUGACAGUGUGCUUCAGUGUGUUCUCUUUAUGUGGUACUGCCAUACCCUGCCCCUUCUGUAGGGUUCUUGUGGAGAGAGCUGUUAGUAUUUCCUACAUGGGAAUAUAUGUUGGAAUGCAUGUUGAAUUCUGUAGAUUUGUUGAAUGACCAAUGUUUGCAACUUUUUUCAGUGGGAAAUGUGUAAUAAUUUAGUCUAAAUUAGCGUAAAGGAAUAUUAUUUUCUGCAGUAGGGAAAUGCGCUCUUCUCUGUAUCAUAGGAAUACUAACUCCUUAGCAAGCAGAACAGAGUGAGUCUUAGGUGGGCUUCCUAGAAGAUCUAAUCUGAUUUAAGCUAUUGGUGGUGGGUUCUUUGUCUGACUGGGACAUUCUAAACUAGAUUUUUAGUGACUCGCAGGCUGGCUUUUGUUUGUCCUGGCUCAACAGAUAAGACUGUCUUAAUUCUUCUAGGAAAAAUAAAUUACUCCACUACCUGGUUAUUCAUCAAUGCACUAUUGUACCUCAAAGCCUUGCUUGUGCAUCUGCUGUACUUGCAUUACCUAAACCAAGUUUCAGAUGUAUAAAUUGUUACAAUAAAAUCUAAUUCCUCUGUGCAUGAAGGUGAACAUCCUGAUCCCAGUAAAUGGAGUAGAUCACAAGAAGGUUAUUGGUUUCAAAGUUUGGUGCUUAGAUGAAGCAGAUAUGAUGCCAUAACUCAUAUAUGCUUCUUUCACAGGCUGUGUCAGGUUCUGGACCCGAAAAAAUGGCACUGGCAGCAAUUGAUCCAGAGCAGAACAUUGUAUCAAGGGUUGCCAACCUUCCUUUGGUGAGCUCCACCUAUGAUAUGGUGUCCACAGCUUACAUCACCACAAAGGAUAACCAUCCUUAUCUGAAGUCAGUAUGUGAGAUAGCAGAGAAAGGAGUGAAGACGAUUACAUCAGUAGCCGUGACAAGUGCUAUGCCUAUCAUUCAGAAACUGGAACCACAAAUUGUAGUUGCCAACAACUAUGCUUGUAUAGGUCUAGACAAAAUUGAAGAGAGACUGCCUAUACUGAAUCAACCCACUGACAAGGUUGUUGCCAAUGCCAAGGAGGUAGUUGUUGGAGCUAGAGAAGCUGUAACAACCACUGUGACUGGUGCCAAGGAAACUGUUGCUUACACGAUCACUGGAGUUGUGGGCAAGACUAAAGAAGCAGUGCAAGACAGCGUAGAAAUGACCAAGUCAGUUGUCAAUGGCAGCAUUAACACUGUCCUGGGAAGUCGUGUGGUGCAAAUGGUGAGCAGUGGUGUGGACAGUGCUCUCACAAAAUCAGAGACCCUUGUAGACCAGUAUCUUCCACUUACAGAAGCAGAACUAGAGAAAGAAGCUGCAAACGUUGAAGGCUUUGAAGUUGGAGUCCAGAAGCCAAGCUACUAUGUUAGACUAGGAUCCCUGUCUUCAAAGGUCCGCACACGUGCCUACCAACAAGCCUUAAACAAAGUUAGAGAUGCUAAACAGAAAAGCCAGGAGACAAUCUCACAGCUCCACUACACUGUUAGUCUGAUCGAAUAUGCCAGAAAGAACGUGAAUAGUGCCAAUAAGAAACUUCUUGGUGCUCAGGAAAAGCUAUAUCAAUCCUGGGUAGAAUGGAAGAAAAAUACAGGCCAAAAUGAUGGUGAUGAUCUGCGUAGUGCUGAGCACAUUGAGUCAAGAACUCUAGCUAUUGCACGGAGCCUCACUCAGCAGCUUCAGACCACCUGCCUCACACUGGUCUCAAGCCUACAGGGGCUGCCACAGAAUGUACAGGAUCAGGUUUACAGUGUUGGGUCAAUGGCAGGCGAUGUCUACCAGAGCUUUCGGUCAGCAUCCUCCUUCCAAGAAUUAUCAGACAGCUUUAUUGCAGCUAGCAAAGGACAGCUGAAGAAAAUGAAGGAGUCUCUGGAUGAUGUGAUGGAUUAUCUUGUUAACAACACACCGCUCAACUGGCUGGUAGGUCCCUUUUACCCACAACUGCCUGGCAUUCAGCAUGCUGAAAGCAAAGGUGAAGGGGAGGAAAGUUUCAGCCAGAGAAACAAACAGCCUGAACACACUACUGAAUAAACUGCAUAGCAUGCAUGUACUCUGCUGACCAAACAAGUGGCCUUACCAAGUGUAGCUGUCAAAAAAAACCAAUUUUCACCCUUUUUUGGUGAACAAUCCAUAAAUACAGAAAUAGGGGAAUAUACAGGCCAGGACAGUUACACAUGGGCUGUAUUGUCCUGUGUAGUUAAGCCACGCUUAAAAAUUCAAACUAGACUCAAGUGCCUAAGUAUUGGCAGCUGAUACUUGUCAAGAUGCCCUAUUUGUCUCUCAAGCACUUCAUUGUGCUUCAGUGGUAUUAAUAGCAUUAGUCUAAAUGUAACCCACCAUAGCUGAAUGCCUUUGAUUUGUUGCUUAAUCUCUACCAGAAUGAUAUAAAAGUCUUACAUACUGUAAAAUGCAUUUAAAAACUCUACAGUCCAGCUAUGUACACUUAAAUGCUAUGUUUGCUGCAGAUCACACAUUUGUUAAUUAUGCAUCUGACUAUCUCAGAUUCUAUUGCUACAUCAUUCAUGACAAAAGUUCUGUGAGUGCAAAAUGCCAAAACUGAAAGUGGGGUUUCUGAAUGAGUCAGCUGGAGUUAAAUGCCAUGACAGUGUUGACUGUAUAAGCUUAAUUAUUGUUUAACACAGUAACUUUACCACAGAGUCAUAGAAUAUCUCAAGCUGGAAUGGACCCAUAAGCAUCAUCAAGUUUGACUCCUGCUUCUUGCAGGACUACCUAAAAACUGAACCAUGACUAAGAGCAUCAUCUGUAUGCUCUAUGAACAUAUAUGUUCCAGUGACUGACCAAAUAAUUAUCAACACAUUUUUUAAUAUGCAGUAUAAAGGCAAGAUUCAUGCUGUUUGUACACAGGUGCCUGCUGGUGUGUGUGUGUGUCUUUUGUAGCUAUUGUUUUGUAACUCAUUUUUGUAUGUUAGUAAUAAAUGCUUUAGUAGCCUAAGCCUGUGUCCUUUGUUUUAAAACAAUCUAACUUGCUCUUCUGUGACUCCCUCAAACUGGGUCCAACAGAAGGCAAGUUUGACAUGCAAAUGAAGUAGAUGCUCAUUGAAAAUGUUUGUGUAUGUAUUGAUAGAUAGAUAAGAUACUGCUGCAGCAUUUUUUUCUUUUGAAUUUCUGUGUAUCCGUCCAUUGAGUCUUAGCUUUACUGCUGCUCUUGCUGAUCCUUCCUGUUGUCACCUUUAAAGAUGACCUAAGUUGUGAGCUGCUGGAUGUGCUAAUAUUGAAAAGAGAUGGAUGUGGACAAAAGAACUCUCCCUCCCCUCACAGUAGGUGUUGAGCGUGUAUGACAUGGCCAUCUACCUUCUUUGUCUUCUGACUCCCUAUAAACAAUGUUUACUUCUCAACUACAUCACCAGUUUUAACUUUAUUUAUCCUCUUGGACUUGAGUGACAGAUAUAUGUUAACAUUCAACUACAUCAGUGGAAUUGUUCUCAGUAAGUCCUGUGAACUCUUUUAUUGGAAAAGAAGUAGUUACUAAGAAAUAGGCUUUCUUGGGUUAGGCCUGUCCAGCUAAAUUCUGUCUUUUUCCCUGAUGCAUGCCCUAUACAAGUUUGGAUCGCAGUCAUCUAGCAUAGCAAUGUUGGCCACUGUUUUCAAGGAAGUCACCAAAUAGUGUUAGGCACAAACGCAGUUCAAAGAAAGCUAUCACAUAGUCACUACAGGGAACAAAUACCUCCACCUGGCAUGAUGUAGGCACUAAAGCAAAUUACAUGUUGUCCAGCGCCUCCUAAUGUGAGAGGGUUAGCUAUUACAUUGGCGUUGGCCUAGAAAUGUGAGGAAGACGGUUUUAAGCACAGUAUUAAACAAAACUGUAGCAGAACAGGAUUGCAGGUCAAGAUUCUGUAACUUAUGGCUUUUAAUACUCACUUUAUGUAAAGCAGGUGUUUAACAUGAAAUUAACAUGAGAUGGUGAGACUCCUUUCCAGCUAGGGCCUGAGAUAAGACUUCUGGAGACACUGCACUUUCAGGAAUUAAUUUCUUUUUAAGUUUAUUUUACUAUUGUAUAGGUCCAGCAAGAAUAUACCUUUUAUCUCCAUUUGCAAUAAUACUCGUAGAGUGAGUGUAUCCACUAUUGCAAAUGUGUGCAGGAAGAAUUGAAUGGAACUAGUUAGAUGUGGGAGCAGUGGGCUAUUCAAAGAAGGGUAUUCCCUUCUGUGUGUAUUUUAAAGUCUAAGUGCUCUGGGACUUCAUCCUAAGGUGAUCAAUCAAAUAAGAUAUUCAAAAUUUUCAGUGUCUUUUGAGGACUGAGAAAUAAACAGCAUCAUAUAGCAUUAGUGCAGGAGCAGUACAUUGUGUAUAUUCGGACUUGGCUGUCCAGCUUUACUAAAUCUCAGCAAGCAGAUGAAGUAGAAAGCAAUGAAAAUUUGUUACCAACAUAGUCCUUCGAAGCACUUCUUUCUUACCAUGCUCUGUUGGGUGGCUUCUGUUCAAAAGUUACUUGGAAUUCUGGCAGCUGACCUACAGCUGGUGGCUGCAAACAGAGCAAGACCUGGUUAAAUGCUUACCUAAUGGUUGUACUCCUAUGUCAUGCUGUAAUGAUAGGUGCUUGUUUUGUUGGAUGCUGCCCUCCCCCUAAAAUGUUUUUAAGUUUCUGUCCACACACACACAGCAUCCACCCCUCAUCAGAAUUAGGAACUCUUCCCUAGUGGAAGAGACAGCUGAGUAAUAGCAAAUCUGUAUGUUCUUGUUUUUUUUUUCUAUAGAAUAAAGUUCUCUGAUUAAGAUCAUUAGAUUCUAUUAAUAAGGAGAGCAUUGAAUGUUUAACCUGAUUUCCAA
Sturnus vulgaris (Common starling) is the source of this 5829-nucleotide messenger RNA. The record is from RefSeq and is a predicted model, not a curated record. Lineage: Eukaryota; Metazoa; Chordata; Aves; Passeriformes; Sturnidae.